This is a messenger RNA of Python bivittatus (Burmese python), 813 nucleotides long. RefSeq names its product cortistatin (gene CORT). Lineage: Eukaryota; Metazoa; Chordata; Lepidosauria; Squamata; Pythonidae. Gene Ontology annotation, molecular function: neuropeptide hormone activity; G protein-coupled receptor binding. Gene Ontology annotation, biological process: regulation of cell migration; adenylate cyclase-inhibiting G protein-coupled receptor signaling pathway. The record is from RefSeq and is a predicted model, not a curated record. Gene Ontology annotation, cellular component: extracellular region.
UGCCUCUCAGCCUCUCCCAAGAGCUUCUGAGAUCUCUCCAUCAUGCAGAUGGUGGCCAGGUUCGUUGCAGUGCUUCUGCUGACGUGGAGUAUGCGUGCGGCUGCCCUGCCGGGAGAAGAUAACUUUUCUGCACAGAGCAGCAGGGAGCAAUUCAAAGCUCGGAAGGCUCUUCUGAAAAUGCUACAAGGGCUCCUGAACAUAGUAGAUGAAGAUCGUGACGCAGGGGCUUUUUCUGACUUCGAGAACCCUCUGGAAAGAAAAUUGGAGGAAGAGCCCUUGAUGCUGGGGCAGGUGUUGCACACCACCCAGCGGGAUCGCAAAGCUCCGUGUAAAAACUUCUUUUGGAAAACGUUCACUGCCUGCUAACAAACCAUCCGCCACCUUUCUGGCUUCUGGAGCUGUCCUGCUGCGUAUGAUUGCCAAUGGGCCAGAAAGAAGAAAAAGACAAAUCACAGGCCUGCCGGCGUUGCUCCUGUCCCUUCCAGCUGAGUUUUGAUCUGCAGAAAGUGGGGAGGGGGCUUCCCCAUCCCAUUUCGCGACAUAAGUAAGUCCACGUGUAUUUGCAAAGCGCUGCAGAUCCAACGGAAUCGCUGAAGGGACUGCGGCAAAGGACUGGUUCGGUUGUUGCUAAUCACUUCCCAUCCGUGGUCUGGCUAAACUGUGGCAAACUCUUGUUGCCCUUCUGUGGUGUCGCACCUCCUUCUCUUUUCGUUUUUCUCCUUUUCCUCAUCAAAGAACUGAGCUCAAACUUUGAUUUCAUGAUGAUUUCACUGACAAAUAAAGCAUGGCCUGAGGACCUUGGGACGCACAGUC